CUCAGGUCACUGGAGGUCCCUCAUUCUGAAGAUGACGGCUUCGGCAGCGAGGGCCGCAAUGGCACUGCGUACGAAUAUCCGCCGGCCGGUUGCGUUUGUCAGAAAAAUUCCAUGGACCGCGGCCUCGAUUUCCUCUUCUUAUACAGGUGAACUGAGAGAACACUUUUCACAGUUUGGCCAUGUACGAAAGUGCACUGUUCCUUUUGACAAAGAGACUGGCUUUCACAGAGGUAUGGGUUGGAUCCAAUUUUCUUCAGAAGAAGAACUUCACAAUGCACUACAACAGGAAAAUCAUGUUAUUGAUGGAGUAAAGCUCCAUGUUCAAGCUCAAAAACCCAAAGCUUUGCAAGGGGACCAAACAUCUGAUGAAGAGUAAGAUUUUUGAGACCAUCAUCACUGCCUAUUAAAACUCUUUGUACCUUGGAUUGGUUGAAGAGCCUUUGGUCAUACUGAACGUCAUUGGAAGUCCGAGGAUUGGGCACACCAAGAGCAAUGACUUCACUGAUAUCUCGAUUUUCAUUUCUCUGCAGUUUCGACCUGUUUCGAAAUACCAUGCCACAAACUGAAAAUUCUUCACAAACAAGUUGAAUUUCCACUUAAAUACAACCGAUAUCAGAAGCAGAGUAAAUAUGUACAUUCACAUCUUGUGAAUAUAUAUAUUCCUUGAUAAUGCAUAAUGAGGAUGGCAGCUCUUAAAGCAUUUCAGAUACAUGAUUAUAAGAGAUAGGGUUUUACAGUUAAGCCUUCCUGACAGCAGAAAAGAACUGCUAAGAGACUCUUUUUUUCCCUUGAGAUAAAAUUGGUGUAUAACAUUAUAUAUAAGUUUCAGGACUACGACAUAAUUCGGCAUCUGGACGCCUACACAGAGUGACCAUCGCCAGAAGACUAGCUACUGUCCAUCACCAUACACCUGACCUUCAGCCACUUCACCAAUCCCUCAAUCCCCUUCCCCUCUGGUAACCACCAAUCUGUUUUCUGUAUCUAUGAGUUUGAUUUUGUUUUGUUUGGUCAUUUUGUUCUGUUUUUGUAGACUUCACAUGAGUGAAAUCACACAGUAUUUUUCUUUCUCUGACUUGUCUCACUUGGCAUAAUACCAAGGUUCAUCCAUGUUGUCACAAAUGGCAGGAUUUCAUUUUUAUGCCUGAGUUGUAUUCUAGUGUACACACACAUGCCCCAGAUCAUCUUUAUCCAUUCAUCUGUUGAUGGGCACUUAGGUUGCUUCCAUAUCUUGGCUAUUGUAAAUAAUGCUGCAGUGAACACAGGGAUGCAUAUACUUUUUUGAAUUCGUGUUUUUGUAUUCUUCAGAUAAAUGCCCAGAAGUGGAAUAGCUGGAUCAUAUGGUAGUUCUAUUCUUAAUUUUUUGAGGAAUCUCCAUAGUGUUUUCCAUACUGACUGCACCAAUUUAUAUUCCCACAAACAGUGCAUGAGGGUUCUCUUUUCUCCACAUCCUCUCCAAUGCUUGCUAUUUCUUGUCUUUAUGCUAAGAGCCAUUCUAACAGGUGUGUGGUUUUAAUUUGCAUUUCCCUAAUAAUUAGUGAUGUUGAUUAUCUUUUCAUGUGCCUGUUGACCAUCUGCAUGUCUUCUUUGCAAAAAUGUCUAUCCAGAUCCUCUGCCAAUUUAAUUGGGUUUGUUUCUUUGUUGUUGAGUUGUAUGAGUUCUUUAUAUAUUUUAGAUAUUAAUCCCUUGUUGGAUAUAUGAUUUGCAAGUAUCUUCUCCCAUUCAGUAGGUUGCCUUUUCGUUUUGAUGAUGGUUUCCUUCACCGUGCAGAAGUUUUUAGUUUAAUAUAGUCCCAUUUAUUUAUUUUUCCUUUUGUUUCCUUUGCCUUUGGAGUCAGAUUCACAAAAAACAUUGCUAAGACCAAUGUCAAAGAGCUUAUUACUACCUGUGUUUUCUUCUAGGAAUUUUUGGUUUAAGGUCUUACAUUCAAAUCCUUAAUUCAUUUUGAGUUAAUUUUUGUGCAUGGUGUAAGACAGUGGUCUAGUUUC
Messenger RNA from Eubalaena glacialis (North Atlantic right whale), 1985 nucleotides. RefSeq names its product SRA stem-loop interacting RNA binding protein (gene SLIRP). The transcript is spliced from 5 exons. Lineage: Eukaryota; Metazoa; Chordata; Mammalia; Artiodactyla; Balaenidae. Gene Ontology annotation, biological process: spermatogenesis; positive regulation of mRNA splicing, via spliceosome. Bases 32 to 376 code for a protein of 114 amino acids. Gene Ontology annotation, molecular function: mRNA 3'-UTR binding; poly(U) RNA binding; poly(G) binding. The record is from RefSeq and is a predicted model, not a curated record.